CAAUCGUGAGCAAGAGUCGAUUGGGCACAGAUUACCUAAACUAGCACCGUGUCAUACCAUGUAGAUUGACGGGUGGCUUUCUCUCCACAGCAUGGACGCGUGGAUGUAUAAAGCAAACCGCCCUUGAACGUUUCGUUGAUAUCCCGUCUCAUUUGUAACUUCACUACAACCACCAGGAUGGUCAAGUCCGGGCUCAUUGCAGCUUUCGCUGCUUACGCACACGUCGCUCAAGCAGCAUGCCCUUUCAUGGAAGCCGAUGCUCGCGAUGUACCUGCCAGUCACCCUCAGAUCAAGCGAGCCGAUGGCUCGUAUAGCGUGCCCUCGAACACGGAUGAGUUCAUGGCACAGUUCGAAGUCAAUGACACCGAUGUUUACAUGACCUCGAACACCGGAACACCCAUUGAAGAUCAAGAAAGCCUAAGCGCAGGCGAGAGAGGACCUACGCUUUUGGAAGACUUCAUCUUCCGUGAGAAAAUCAUGCACUUCGAUCACGAGAGAGUCCCGGAGCGCGCUGUUCAUGCACGAGGAGCUGGUGCUCAUGGUGUCUUCACGAGCUACGGCGAUUGGUCAAAUAUCACAGGUGCCUCUUUCUUGAGUACACCAGACAAAGAGACCCCUGUCUUCAUUCGAUUCUCGACCGUUGCUGGUAGUCGUGGAUCAGCCGAUACCGUGCGCGAUGUACACGGUUUUGCUGUCCGUUUCUACACAGAUGAGGGCAAUUUUGAUGUUGUAGGCAACAACAUUCCCGUCUUCUUCAUCCAGGAUGCCAUCAAGUUCCCAGACCUCAUCCACGCCGUCAAGCCCAGGCCAGACAGCGAGAUUCCGCAAGCUGCCACCGCCCAUGACAGUGCUUGGGACUUCUUCAGUCAGCAACCUUCUUCCAUGCACACUCUCUUCUGGGCCAUGAGCGGUCACGGCACAAUUCGCUCCUUCAGACACACGGAUGGAUGGGGCGUGCACACCUUCCGUUUCGUCACCGACGAAGGCAAGACCAAGCUCGUCAAGUUCAGGUUCAGGACUCUGCAGGGCAAAGCAUCACUACUGUGGGAGGAGGCCCAAGUCACCGCAGGAAUGAACGCCGACUUCAACCGCCAGGACCUAUUCGAGAGCAUCGAGAAUGGAAUGUUCCCUGAAUGGGUCUUCGAGGCUCAGAUUUUCGAAGAAGAUGACCAGUUGCGCUGGGGUUUCGACGUUCUCGACCCCACCAAGAUCGUUCCUGAGGACAUUGUUCCUUUCACACCCCUCGGCAAGCUCACACUGAACCGUAACCCUCGCAACUAUUUUGCCGAAACUGAGCAGAUCAUGUUCCAGGUUGGACACGUAGUCCGUGGUAUUGACUUCACUGAGGACCCAUUGCUGCAGGGCCGCCUUUUCUCCUACCUGGACACCCAGCUUAACCGCCACAAUGGUCCCAACUUCGAGCAGCUACCCAUCAACCAGCCUCGUGUCCCUGUCCACAACAACCAACGUGAUGGAGCCGCUCAGAUGUACAUCCCGCUCAACACCGCAGCAUACAGCCCCAACACUCUCAACUCUGGAUCGCCCAAGCAAGCAACACAAAAAGAGGGCCGUGGUUUCUUCACUGCGCCAAACCGCUCCACUGGAGGACGUCUUGUACGUGCCGUCUCGUCCACCUUUGCCGACGUCUGGUCGCAGCCACGAUUGUUCUUCAACUCGCUCCUGCCUGUCGAGCAACAGUUUGUUAUCAAUGCUAUGCGCUUUGAGACCUCGCAACUUAAGAGCGAUGUUGUCAAGAACAAUGUCCUCAUUCAGCUCAACCGUGUCAGCCACGAUGUUGCAGUCCGCGUCGCCGAGGCUAUUGGCAUGACUGCACCUGAAGCCGAUGACACCUAUUACCACGACAACACCACGACUGGUGUCAGUGUUGCCGAAUCACCUCUUCUGAAGAUCGACGGCCUCAAGGUGGGCUUCUUGACAUCCAACUCGGCUAGCGGCGACACAGCUUCGAGUCUCAAGGCUGCUCUCAAGGACGUUAAUGUCGGCUUCGUCGUUGUUGCUGAGCACCUUGGCGAUGGCAUUGAUCAGACCUACUCUGCAACUUCCGCCGUUCAAUUCGAUGCUAUUGUCGUUGAUGGUAGCGCCAGCGCUCUCUUCGCAGCUCCUGGAAGCCUGGCAAACAGCAACGCAACUGCCUCCAACACUACUUCCAGUUGGCGCUCAACCCUCUUCCCCGCGGGUCGCCCUCUACAGAUUGUGCAAGAUGGCUACAAAUGGGGCAAGCCUGUCGGUGUCGUUGGAUCUGGUAGCCAGGUCUUCUCCGCUGCCGGUGUUCAGGCCGGUACCCCAGGUGUGUAUGCAUUUGGCACAAACGGCACGGCAUCCAUUGUGGAUCAGCUGUCCGAGGGCCUAAAGACAUUCAAGUUCUUGGACCGAUACCCUCUGGACAACUAAAAACAGUAUGUCUAGCACAUGAUACUUAUGUAUGAAUAUUCUCCUGUAUAUUCUGAACACAUACAAACGCAAUUUUACCAAUGUACUCGCACCCGCACAUUCAUUAGCUCAGCCUCAGAUCGAUACCUAAUUUUGCUGCACUGACAACAAAUCAAUUUCGGCAUAGCGGCGUCGUGGUACUUCUCCUCGCCGUAAGAUCAUCGAGCGCGACGCGCGGAGCACGAAGUUCUGUAAACACCACAGGUC
Messenger RNA from Macroventuria anomochaeta, 2658 nucleotides. Its product is annotated as catalase-domain-containing protein. The coding region runs from base 178 to 2412 and encodes 744 amino acids. Gene Ontology annotation, biological process: hydrogen peroxide catabolic process; response to oxidative stress. The transcript has 3 exons. The record is from RefSeq and is a predicted model, not a curated record. Gene Ontology annotation, molecular function: catalase activity; heme binding. Gene Ontology annotation, cellular component: cytosol. NCBI's taxonomy places the organism in Eukaryota, Fungi, Ascomycota, Dothideomycetes, Pleosporales, Didymellaceae.